AGACACAAAUUAAAAAAGCCGAACCAAAAUCCAAAUCGUAAAUCCUCCCCACUCACUCACACUAACCCCACUACUCUCUCUCUGUCACUGUAGGGAUAUCUGUCGCCCUCAAUUGCGACUUUCCACCACUCACAUCUCUCUCUCUCUCCUUCUUUCUCACUCUCUCGCUCUUUCUUUAUAUAAAUUAGGGUUUUUUUUGGCGAUGAGUCAAGAUUCGGGCCCUAAGGAAGCGGGGGAAGAGCCCGCGGCUUCUGAGUCCAUUGAAGUUUCCAAGGGCGCUGAGGAUACCGAACCGGCUGCUUCCGCAGAGGAGGACGCCGUGGAGAAGCCAGACGAUCCAAUGGAUGAGGACUCCGUGAGUCCCGCCACCGUCUUCUGUAUCCGGCUUAAGCAGCCCCGCUCCAAUUUGCAGCACAAGAUGAGUGUCCCCGAGCUUUGUCGCAAUUUUAGUGCCGUUGCUUGGUGUGGGAAACUGAAUGCCAUAGCUUGUGCAUCAGAGACUUGCGCAAGAAUUCCGAGUUCUACUGCAAAUCCGCCAUUUUGGAUCCCCAUACAUACUGUGAUCCCCGAGCGACCGACUGAAUGUGCAGUGUUCAAUGUCACAGCUGAUUCUCCGCGUGAUUCUGUUCAGUUUAUUGAGUGGUCUCCUACUUCCUGCCCCCGUGCCUUACUAAUAGCCAAUUUUCAUGGGAGGAUAACUAUUUGGACUCAACCUUCUCAGGGAUCAGCUAGUCUGGUACGUGAUGCAAGCUGCUGGCAGCUUGAGCAUGAAUGGCGACAGGAUAUUGCAGUUGUUACAAAGUGGCUAUCAGGGGUGUCUCAGUAUAGGUGGCUUUCCUCAAAAGCCGGUACCGCUGUAAACUCAAAGUCAGCUUUUGAGGAAAAGUUCCUUUCACAGCAGUCUCAAACUUCGGCUCGGUGGCCCAACUUUUUGUGCGUCUGUUCUGUUUUCUCAUCAGGCUCUGUUCAACUUCAUUGGUCACAGUGGCCUCCAAGUCAGAAUGGUGUAGCAUCAAAGUGGUUUUGCACAAGCAAAGGGCUUUUGGGUGCUGGACCUAGUGGGAUAAUGGCUGCUGAUGCCAUCAUAACAGAUAGUGGUGCCAUGCAUGUGGCAGGUGUUCCUAUUGUGAACCCAUCCACUGUUGUUGUUUGGGAGGUCACUCCUGGCCCGGGAAAUGCAUUUCAAGCAACUCCAAAGACAAGUUCAAGCAAUGGGGUCCCACCUUCACUUAAUCCUCCCAGUUGGGCAGGUUUUGCCCCUUUGGCUGCAUAUUUAUUUAGUUGGCAAGAAUAUUUAAUAUCUGAGGCUAAGCAAGGAAAAAGGACUGAUCAAGAUCUCAAUGACACUGUACCACUUCAUUGCUCACCAGUUUCAAACUUUUCUGCUUAUGUGAGUCCUGAGGCUGCAGCUCAAUCUGCAGCUACCACUACAUGGGGUUCUGGGGUUACUGCCGUUGCCUUUGAUCCAACCCGUGGUGGUUCCGUGAUAGCUGUUGUGAUAGUUGAGGGACAGUACAUGUCUCCUUAUGAUCCGGACGAGGGUCCAUCCAUUACAGGAUGGAGAGUGCAACGUUGGGAAUCAUCACUGAAGCCUGUUGUCCUCCAUCAAAUAUUUGGCAACCCCACUUCUAGUUAUGGUGGGCAAGCACCCAUGCAAACAGUUUGGGUGUCUAAAGUGGAUACAAGCAUUCCUCCAACUAAUGAUUUUAAAUCUCAUGAGGCAGCCGCAACAGGUCCCACCUCUGAUGUAAGAAAUACAUCUGAUAUGACUGUUGAUAAGGGACAAAAAGUCAUUUUUGAUCCCUUUGAUCUCCCAAGUGAUGUUAGGACACUUGCUCGAAUUGUCUAUUCUGCUCAUGGUGGCGAGAUUGCUAUUGCUUUUCUGCGGGGUGGGGUCCAUAUUUUUUCUGGUCCAAACUUUGCACCUGUUGAUAACUAUCAGAUUAAUGUUGGAUCUGCAAUUGCGGCUCCUGCCUUCUCUUCAACAAGCUGCUGUUCAGCUUCUGUCUGGCAUGACACCAGCAAGGACCGCACAAUGUUGAAGAUAAUUCGUGUUCUUCCUCCUGCUGUUCCAAGUAGUCAACCAAAGGCCAACAACUCUUCAACCUGGGAGCGUGCAAUUGCUGAGAGAUUUUGGUGGAGCCUUUUGGUUGGAGUUGAUUGGUGGGAUGCUGUUGGCUGUACACAGAGUGCUGCUGAGGACAGCAUUGUUUCUCUGAACAGCGUCAUUGCAGUCUUGGAUGCGGAUUUUCAUUCUCUUCCUUCUACACAGCACAGACAACAGUAUGGUCCUAGUCUAGACAGGAUAAAGUGCAGGCUACUGGAAGGUACAAAUGCGCAAGAAGUUAGGGCAAUGGUUCUUGAUAUGCAAGCAAGGUUGCUGCUGGAUAUGCUGGGGAAAGGAAUUGAAUCAGCUUUGUUAAAUCCUUCAGCUUUAGUAUCUGAGCCAUGGAACGCAUCUGGUGAGAUGUUAUCUGGCAUUGAUCCUGAAGCAAUGGCUGUUGAACCUGCACUAGUACUGAGUAUUCAGGCAUAUGUUGAUGCUGUUCUUGAUCUAGCUUCACAUUUCAUUACACGCUUGAGGCGCUAUGCAAGUUUCUGCCGCACAUUGGCUAGUCAUGCUGUUACUGCUGGCACUGGAAGCAAUCGCAACAUGGUGGCUAGUCCUACCCAAAGUUCUGCAACUCCUGCCACAAGUCAGGGAGGUCAAAGUGGUACUGCAAGCUCCACAGGAAGCACCCAAAUGCAAGCUUGGGUACAAGGUGCUAUUGCUAAGAUCAGUAGCACAAAUGAUGGAGUGUCCAACUCAACUCCAAACCCUAUAAGUGGUCCAUCAUCUUUCAUGCCGAUAAGCAUUAACACAGGAACUUUUCCAGGAACACCAGCUGUUAGGCUUAUUGGGGAUUGCCAUUUUCUGCAUCGAUUAUGCCAACUUUUGCUUUUUUGUUUUUUCUUUCGGCGAGCACAGCUUCCCCGCUUUCUUUUGGGUGCACAGAGAAAUGCUGAAACAAAUAUGCAAAAACCUCAGCCCAGUGCUCCUGGCAAGUUGGAGGAGAUCAAUUCUGUCUCUGCAAAACCAGCUUCAGCUGUGGCCAGGUCGGAAGAUGGUCAGAUAUCUAGAGUUAAUCAACUGUUACCUGGGGCGAAAGGAGUUGAAGAAGGACCCGCUGGCCGGUCAAGAUUAGGUUCUGGAAAUGCCGGUCAAGGAUACACUUUUGAGGAGGUGAAGGUCCUUUUCCUUAUACUUAUGGAUCUUUGUAGGCGAACAGCUGGCCUGGCACAUCCCUUGCCUGUUUCUCAGGUGGGGAGCAACAACAUCCAGGUGCGGCUGCAUUACAUUGACGGGAAUUAUACAGUACUUCCAGAGGUUGUAGAAGCUUCCCUUGGCCCACAUAUGCAGAAUAUGCCCCGGCCUAGAGGUGCAGACGCUGCUGGUCUGUUACUCCGUGAGCUAGAACUCCAUCCUCCUGCUGAAGAGUGGCACAGGCGGAAUAUGUAUGGUGGGCCUUGGUCUGAUCCAGAUGAUACGGGUCAUGUAGAUGACUCUCCCAAGCUAAGAAAUUCUGGAGACCCGCUUGAUUUCAACUCAUUGGAAAAUUCAGAUGUUUAUUAUGGUCCCCAUAGCCUGUGGCCAAGGAAACGCAGGAUGUCUGAAAGAGAUGCAGCUUUUGGCUUGAACACUUCUGUAGGACUGGGAGCAUAUCUUGGUAUAAUGGGUUCUCGUAGAGAUGUUGUUACUGCUGUGUGGAAGACUGGCCUUGAAGGUGUUUGGUACAAGUGUAUAAGAUGUUUGCGGCAGACUUCCGCUUUUGCUUCACCGGGUGCUUCUCACCCAUCUAAUCAAAAUGACCGGGAAACUUGGUGGAUCAGCCGCUGGGCUUAUGGCUGUCCGAUGUGUGGUGGAACAUGGGUUCAAGUUGUAUAGAUGACUGCAUGACGUAUUUGUCUGUUAGGUGCACUCCCCCCUCCCUCCCUGGAUAAAUGGAAAACAAGCUUCGUGGUGAUAUAUACCUAUAUUGUAGUUCAAUUACUGACAUUUAGAGGAGGCAUUGAUUAGUAAUUUAGGUGGAUAGAAACUUCGGAGUAGAUUUUUUUUUGCCCUAGAGUGACCAAUUUCACUUGGAUCUGAUGAUAGUACCAUUUUAUGUAUUACUUUAGUGUGUCGUGUUCCAGUCAUGCAAAAGCAAGAUUCUGUCAAAUCUGCAAUUUGGGUUUUGAGGCCAACAUAUCCCCAGGAUGACUUGCCAUCUCCCCAUUAUGUGCACGUCUUCUCUGCGUAAACUUUUUGGAUUUGAUCCCCACUUUAUGUGCCCAGUGAUUGUAUAUGUUGGUCUGUCCCAGGUAUCGUCCAACCAACCCCAAACCCCAAGAAAAUGAACUCAUAAUGUUUUGUGGAUUUCUUUUUAUUAAUGUGGCAUCGGUUCAACUGAUCCUUUGGAGAGGGAAAAUUGUCAAUUCUAACAGACUUACUGCCGGACUGUGGGAGAGCUUCACAAUUACUGCCAGUUUGCAGAUUUUGAAGGUUCUGGCUCAAACCUUGAUGUAUCUAUUCUGUGCACUAUUUUUUGGUUAGAUGACGAGGUAUCCGAGAACUUUCAUUGCCCUAGAUAAGGCUCUAUUUCUCGACUAAUCCCCGAGGUAAAAGAUGUCUCCGCCAGCAAAUUUGUCACCUUUACUGCAGUGUCUUGUUCGCAAGGACCAGAGAUCAACCAGGAGCAACCCACCUGUAAGGUCUACUUUCGAUGCCUUCUUCACCCAGAUUGGAGUCUCUGGGAGCCUUUUAACCUCCUGCUCGGGAGGUUUCUGUGUACUAUUGGGAAAACCUCUUCCAGAUGGUUGAUUUUAUUUGUCUACAUCACUGUUACAAAGAGAAUAUUGACAAUUCCUAGCCAUGCUGAAGAAUUCGCUCUUGAUAGAAGUAUUUGAAUCUGGUCGUGAUGGAAGGAUUAUUGCUUGAAUGGUGCCAGCCUGCUCUGCAUCGGCCAGCAAAUGCCCAUUACAUCAACAUCUUGUACUUUACAAAGAUUAUUAUUAUUUUAAAUUUUAUUUUUUAAAGAUAUUUCGAGGCUGUAAAAAGUAUUUCUCUGCAUGCUCUAUUUGUGCUGUAAUUUUUUUAACACAAUUUAUAUAACCGAAAUAUGAACAGUUGAGCCGA
Molecule: messenger RNA, 5155 nt
Organism: Carya illinoinensis
Lineage: Eukaryota; Viridiplantae; Streptophyta; Magnoliopsida; Fagales; Juglandaceae
Product: mediator of RNA polymerase II transcription subunit 16
Exons: 17
Coding region: 203-3925 (1240 amino acids)
Biological process (GO): regulation of DNA-templated transcription
Cellular component (GO): mediator complex
Source: RefSeq, a predicted model, not a curated record